Acanthochromis polyacanthus (spiny chromis) is the source of this 1135-nucleotide messenger RNA. RefSeq names its product hydroxyacyl-CoA dehydrogenase (gene hadh). Gene Ontology annotation, biological process: fatty acid beta-oxidation. The transcript is spliced from 8 exons. Bases 63 to 992 code for a protein of 309 amino acids. Gene Ontology annotation, molecular function: NAD+ binding; (3S)-3-hydroxyacyl-CoA dehydrogenase (NAD+) activity. The record is from RefSeq and is a predicted model, not a curated record. Gene Ontology annotation, cellular component: mitochondrion. NCBI's taxonomy places the organism in Eukaryota, Metazoa, Chordata, Actinopteri, Pomacentridae.
UCGCUUCAGCUGUGCGCGCUCCCGCGACACACGGCGGACACACGGCGGGUCGUCCACACAUCAUGGCUUUCUUCGCUCAUCAGAUCCGCAGAGGUUUUUCGUCUUCGGCUGUCAGAAAUGUGGUCAUUAAACAAGUUACGAUCAUCGGAGGGGGACAGAUGGGUGCAGGAAUCGCACAAGUUGCUGCUUCAACUGGCCACUCGGUGACUCUGGUGGACACAUCUGACGACAUCCUUAAAAAGUCUAUCAAAACAAUCGAAGGGAGCCUGAAAAGAGUGGUCAAGAAGAAGUUUGCUGACAAGCCAGAGGCAGGUGAAGAGUUCAUCCAGAAAGUCCUGAAGAAUGUGUCGACCUCAACAGAUGCUGGAUCUGCAGUUAAGAGCUCAGAUCUUGUGUUGGAGGCUAUUGUGGAAAAUCUAAAAAUCAAACAGGAUCUUUUUAGUCGCCUUGACAAGCUGGCACCAGCACACACCAUCUUUGCCAGCAACACGUCCUCCCUGCCCAUUUCUGACAUCUCCAGCACCACCAACAGGCUGGACAGGUUCGGCGGCCUUCACUUCUUCAAUCCUGUCCCUAUGAUGAAGCUUGUAGAGGUCAUUGGAACCUCAUCAACAAGCCAAGAGACUUUUGAUUCACUCUUGAACUUCAGCAAAGUGCUCGGAAAAACACCAGUGUCCUGCAAGGAUACCCCCGGGUUCAUCGUAAACCGUCUGUUUGUUCCUUACUUGUACGAGGCCGUCCGGUUGUAUGAGAGAGGUCAUGGAUCCAAAGAAGACAUUGAUAUCGCGAUGAAACUUGGUGUUGGUUAUCCCAUGGGACCCUUUGAGCUCUCUGACUACAUCGGGUUAGACACAAUAAAGUUCAUCAUGGAUGGUUGGAGAGAAAUGGAUCCUGACAACACACUUUUUGCCCCAAGUGAAUUGAUGGACAAGUUGGUUGCAGAGGGCAAACUUGGCAAAAAGACAGGAGAAGGUUUCUACAAGUACAAGUAAUUUAUGGGGGAAAUAUACUGCAAAAAUUGGGAAAUGAAGCCACCCAGUGCCUGUGCUGUCUCACUAAAGAUCAGCUGUUUUCUAAAUGACAUCAACGAAUGUGUUCAGCAAUUAAAUCUCAUGAAAUAAAUCUUUAAAAACUU